Molecule: messenger RNA, 1361 nt
Organism: Elgaria multicarinata webbii
Lineage: Eukaryota; Metazoa; Chordata; Lepidosauria; Squamata; Anguidae
Gene: CBX7
Product: chromobox 7
Exons: 6
Coding region: 245-994 (249 amino acids)
Biological process (GO): negative regulation of transcription by RNA polymerase II
Cellular component (GO): PRC1 complex
Source: RefSeq, a predicted model, not a curated record
CUCGGGCUCUCUGCCUCGCGCGCGCCUGGGAAAAUGUUGCGCAGGUUCUAAAAUGGAACGUCGGAGGCGGCGGCGGCGGCGUGAUUGAGCGCGCGAGGGGGGUGUGAGUGAAGUCAGCGCGAGAGCUGCAACCACAGCAGCAGCCUCGGGAGUCCGCGGCGCGCAGUCGGACCCCGCAAGUAAAGCUGCGACGAGCAGCAGCCGCCGCCUUCGCCUCCUCCUCCUCCUCUUCCUCCCUCUCUGUAUGGAGCUUUCCGCUAUUGGAGAGCAGGUGUUUGCGGUGGAGAGCAUCAGGAAGAAGCGCAUAAGGAAGGGCAAAGUGGAAUAUCUGGUGAAAUGGAAAGGAUGGCCCCCCAAAUACAGCACAUGGGAGCCAGAGGAUCACAUUCUUGACCCUCGCCUGGUGAUGGCUUAUGAAGAGAAGGAAGAGAGAGAGCGUGCCUCGGGCUACAGGAAGAGAGGUCCCAAACCCAAGCGCCUGUUGCUGCAGCAGAGGCUGUAUAGCAUGGACCUGAGGAGCGCACACAAAGGAAAAGAGAAACUCUGCUUCUCUCUGUCACGGAGGUUUGGGGGAGGAGGAAACAGCCUGGCAGGGACCAAGGGUGGGCCGGUGGAGCUGCCUGAGAAGAGUGGGGGUCCAGUCCUGCCUUUCCCCCUUCGGAAGCAGAGCAAGAACAAGAAGUACUUGCGCCUUUCACGGAAGAAGUUUGCCCGCAUGUCAAGCCUGGAGAAUCGGAACCGCCGCCGGGAGUUCUUCCUGAAGGAGCCCGUGGCACUGGAGGACAGGCAGACCCCCAAUGACUGGGAUGAUGCCACACAGCCUGCCAGCAAAGAGGUGAGCUCAGAGACAGCAGAAAGCAACCUAACCUGGAGCCCGGCCCUGCCUCCAAACGAAGUGACAGUGACGGAUAUCACAGCGAACUCCAUUACCGUGACUUUCAGAGAAGCACAAAUGGCAGAGGGUUUCUUCCGAGACCGGAGCACCCAAUUCUGAAUCUCCAUUUUUUAUUUCAUUCUCUUUUUUUUCCCCUUCCCCCCCCAUUUUUUUUCUUCCCAUGUUUGGGGGGGAUUUUUUUUCCUGCGUUCCCAAUCAGAUUUUCUAGGGUGGGUGAUUUUUAAUUAUAUUAUUUAACAAGCAAAAUCCCAAAAGAAUUCCUUCACAAAUGUUUACAGAGGAUUUUGAUUUUAUUUUGACUGUUGGUCUCUCUGACUCUUUCUUUUCUUCCUUACUCCACUUUCAAAUACGCAAAAACUAGAAAGGCAAUGUGGGGGUGCCUGUGUUUUUCCUCAUUUGUUACUAUAGAUAUAUACAGAUAUAUAUAUAUAGAUCUAUUCAGAAAGAGAAAGAGAGUAUAUAGAUA